Molecule: messenger RNA, 1928 nt
Organism: Drosophila erecta
Lineage: Eukaryota; Metazoa; Arthropoda; Insecta; Diptera; Drosophilidae
Gene: eIF3d2
Product: eukaryotic translation initiation factor 3 subunit D-2
Exons: 2
Coding region: 2-1657 (551 amino acids)
Biological process (GO): translational initiation
Cellular component (GO): cytoplasm; eukaryotic translation initiation factor 3 complex
Molecular function (GO): translation initiation factor activity
Source: RefSeq, a predicted model, not a curated record
UAUGUCCAACUACGCACCCUUCAUCAAGCCAUAUGUGGAGUACAACGAGCAUGGAUGGGGUCCUUGUGAGGUGCCCGAACUGGAUGUGCCCUACCAGCCGUUCUGCAAAGGUGAUCGCCUGGGCAAAAUCUGCGACUGGACCGUGUCCUUGCCCGAGAAGAAGUUCCCCAGUAAGUACGCCUCGACCUUUGGCAACAGCAGUCAGUACGCAUACUUCUACGAGGACGACGACUCCACCUUCCAUCUGGUGGAUACCACCGGAUCGAAGGCCUUUAAGCCCUAUCAGCGGGGUCGCUAUAGACCCAACGUGCGCAACAAUGUAAGGGCCAGGGGUCGCACGGGGCGUGGCAGCCAGGCCGUAGGAGGUCCCGGAGGACCCGCGGCUGGUGGAUCUACUGCCAAUAGCACCAAGUAUGGAAAGGGUCGCAACACACGCAAUACCCAGAAUGUUGGUCGCAGAUUCGGCCGCAGUGCUCCCACCAGACUCCGCGAGAGCUCUGUGAUGGUCCAAUCGGAUUGGGUGUCGAUCGAGGAGAUUGAUUUUGCUCGCCUCCUCAAGCUGGCGCUUCCCAAUAUCAAAGAGGGCAAGGACAUCGCCACCUGCGGAUCGCUGGAGUAUUACGAUAAGUUGUACGAUCGGGUUAACUUACGCAAUGAAAAACCACUACUCAAGAUGGAUCGUGUUGUGCACACCGUGACUACCACGGAUGAUCCGGUUAUUCGACGACUCUCGAAGACCAUGGGCAAUGUCUUCGCCACCGAUGAGAUCCUUGCCACUAUAAUGUGCUGCACUCGCUCCAAUUACUCCUGGGAUGUGGUGAUCGAGAAAUUGGGCACCAAGGUGUUCUUAGAUAAACGAGAUAAUGAUCAAUUUGAUUUGCUGACCGUCAACGAGACUUCGCUGGAACCUCCGAUGGAUGAGGAGGGUUCGAUCAAUUCGGCGCAUAGCCUAGCCAUGGAGGCCACUCUCAUCAAUCACAACUUUAGUCAGCAGGUGCUUCGCAUUGGCGACCAAGAGCCACGGUUCAAGUUUGAAGAGCCCAAUCCGUUCGAGGAGCAGGGCGUGGAUCUGGCCUCCAUGGGCUAUCGCUACCGUCAGUGGGAUCUCGGCAACGAAGUGGUGCUGAUUGCUCGCUGCAAGCACAAUGGGGUUAUCCAGGGUCCCAAUGGGGAAAUGCAGUUCCUCUCCAUCAAGGCGCUGAAUGAAUGGGACUCCAAGGGGUCCAACAGUGUGGAGUGGCGCCAGAAGUUGGACACCCAGCGCGGUGCAGUGUUGGCCUCCGAGUUGCGCAACAAUGCUUGUAAACUAGCUCGUUGGACCGUUGAGGCUGUGCUGGCUGGCUCCGAUCAGCUGAAACUGGGCUAUGUGUCCAGGGUGAAUCCGCGGGACCACCUGCGCCACGUGAUCCUGGGCACACAGCAAUUCAAGCCGCAGGAAUUCGCCACCCAAAUCAACCUGAACAUGGACAAUGCCUGGGGAGUCUUGCGCUGCCUGAUCGACAUUGUGAUGAAGCAGCCGGAUGGAAAGUAUCUGAUCAUGAAGGAUCCCAACAAGUCGAUGAUCCGUCUGUACGAUAUUCCGGAAAACGCCUUCGACUCCGACUGCAAUGAUGAUACGGAGUCCAGCGAAACCUUCGUCCACUCCAACGAUAACUAACCCCACCACCAAUUUAUUUCACUAAUAGUUCUCCGAGGGGGAUAUCUCAAGGGGAUCCGUCGACAGGCGAGACAAGCCGACACAUGCUGACAGAUGCGCAGUGAACACAAAUGCAAUUUAAAUUGAGUUUUUGACCAAACACAAUAUAUGAACGAAGCCAUCACUUGUCAUGUCAGUGAACAACAGCCCGGGUGACCGGGUGCAGUCACAGUUAUUUUGAGGAUAACAUGGCCACAUCAAUCACUGCGGUUCCAAGAAAUACAAAAUGAAA